UGUAAGAGCCAUGAAGCCUCAUCUGAGGGGAAUUAUGCGCUCCCUUCCUCGCCUUCUACACCAUGUUUGCUUUUUCCUUGCCGUGCCCCGCAUCCUUCUGCUCCGCGGCCAGUCGUCGCCUGAGGCAAGGGCCGGACAGGGCCUGCUGCUCUUCACCUCGCCCGCCUACAACGCCUCCAUCUUUGAGAACUCUGCGGCGAGAACCUACGCCAGGAGCGAGACCAAGAUGGGGAUCGCUCUGAGGCCGUCGCCCCGGUCUUUCGACGUCCGGUUUUCCAUUGAAUCCGGGGACAGCGAGGGCAUCUUCCAGGUGGAGGAGUUCGCGAUGGGAGAUUUUUGUUUCCUCCGCAUUCGCACAAACAGCGGCGCCACGUUGAACCGGGAGGUGCAAGACAACUACACGCUGACGGUCAAGGCAUCCGCCCAGAGAGGCAUGGAGGCGUUAAGUACAGUUUAUAUAAAAGUCCUGGACACUAAUGACCUGCGACCACUCUUCUCCCCGACCUCCUAUUCCUUUGUGGUGUCCGAGAGCGCCCCCCUGGGUGCCAGCAUCGGCCGCGUGACAGCCACGGAUGCCGACUUGGGCUCCAACGGGGAGUUUUACUACUUCUUCAAGAAUAAAGUGUCCCUCUUUGCCGUGCACCCGACCAGCGGCGUCGUCACACUGACAGGCCAGCCCAGGAUUGAUAAGCAAGAGCGCUUUGAGCUGGAAGUGCAGGUGGUGGACAGGGGCAUGAAGCUCUACGGCAACAACGGCAUCAGCAGCACCGCCAGACUUGUCGUAACCAUAGUGCAGCUCAAUGAGUUCGCACCUUUUCUUAGUGCGCUGGCCGUCGUUCCGCCCUGGUCUGAUAAGAACCCGGUUGUUGCCAAAGUGACGGUGGAAGAUAAAGAUGAGGGGGUCGGCGGAUACGUAGACUGGGUGUCCAUCAUUGAUGGCGAUCCGCUUGAGCAGUUUGUGAUUGAACGAUCGCCUCUGGAAAAUGAGUACUGGGUGAGAACCCCAGAACAGGUGGACUGGGACAAAUACCCGUAUGGUUGCAACCUAACCUUUCAGGCUAAAGACAGAGGCGCCCCACCAAAGUUUUCCAACACUGAAAUGGUUCGGUUGCUGGUUGCAAAGCCAGAAUCCGUGUUAAAGAGUUUUGAGAAAGACGUUUAUGAAGUGGUGCUGAGUGAAAUUUCUCCCCCGGGGACUUUUGUAGAGGUGGUGAAAAUCUCCCCUCCUCCCGCGAGCGUCAAUUACAGCUUUAGCAGCCUCUCAGAGCUAAUGUACUUUGAUAUAAAUCCCUUAACUGGCGUUAUUAUGACCUCCAGGCAUCUGACAAGGAUAUCACAGAUUUUCAUGGAGAUGGAAGUGCUCGACGCUGUCAGCCAGCUGAGAGCAAAGGUCCGAAUCACAGUCGAGGAUGCUAAUGAUAACUCUCCAGUGUUCAGCCGGCCGUUUUAUGACAUAUCCAUCAAUGAAAGCUUAGCUGUCGGCACUGUUGUUCUGGUUGUGUCCGCUGUGGAUGAUGACAAAGGGGAGAACGGCUACAUCACUCACACAAUCAGCGGCCCGCGGUGGCUACCUUUCAUCAUAAACCAGAGCACGGGGGAGGUGAGGAUCACACGAGACCUGGACUUUGAGUCGACAGGGGACAUUUAUAAGUUUGCGGUACGGGCCUCGGACUGGGGUUCGCCCUACAGAAGAGAGAGUGAAGUCAACGUAACGGUUCGUUUAAUGAACAUAAACGACAACCCGCCUGUCUUUGAGAGGGUUUCAUGCAGAGGAAUGAUAGGUCGAGAGUUCCCCGUCAGCAAGACCAUUGUCACGCUGUCCGCCGUGGACAUGGACGAGCUGGGUAUGGUGAAGUACAAACUGGUCUCAGGAAACGAGUUGGGCUACUUCAACUUGAACGCAGAGUCUGGCGCUUUGUCACUGAAGCGGUCGUUAUCAGCGGCCAAUUUAAAAAGCGGGAUGUUCAACUUGAAAAUAGUCGCCACAGACGGAGAGUUCUUCUCCGAGCCGAUGUUUGCGAACGUAUCCGUAGGGAGGGGCUCGGUGCCACCAAGGGGACUUAACUGUAAGGACACCCAGGUGGCCCAGAUAAUGGCGGAGAAAAUGCUGUCGAAGGCUUCGGCUACGGCACAAGCAACACAGGACGAGAGAAGUCCGGACAUAUUCUCUACGAACAAACAGGCUCCGCAGUUUGAGGCCUUGCCGACAAGUAUUCUGGUUAGGGAGGACCUCGCGCCCGGGGCUAGUGUUUUCCAGGUGAGGGCGCGGGACGACGACGUGGGCUACAACGGCCGAAUCCUCUUUUCCAUAUCGAACAGAGACAAAGAAAACUGUCUGACUAUCAACAUGGACGACGGCUUGCUGACUGUCCUGCAGCCGCUGGACCGUGAGCGAACCGACCGCUACUUCCUCAACAUCACCAUCUAUGACCUGGGCAUCCCCCAGAUGUCGAACUGGAGGCUCCUGACCGUCAUCGUGGAGGACGCCAACGACAACGACCCAGAGUUUACCCAGGACGCCUUCUCGGCCCUCGUCGCUGAAAACGCUCCCGUGGGUUCAGAGGUCCUCGCCGUCACUGCAUUUGACAGAGACACGGGUCAAAACGCGCAGCUAUCCUACAGUUUGCUGACCAGCGUGCCUCAGUUCGGCAUCGACAGCGAGACGGGGAGCGUUUUCGUCGCCAGCAGCUUGGACAGGGAGAGCUUCCCGACGUUCACGUUGAAGAUUGAGGCCAGAGACAAGGCCGAAAGAGGCAACCGGAGGUCGUCCGUGACUACUUUGAACGUAAUCGUGGAGGACGUCAACGAUUGUGCGCCGUCCUUCAUCCCGAGCACUUACAGCGCUCGAGUCCCGGAAGACCUUCCGCCGGGGGCUGUCGUUACGUGGGUGCAGGCCAAGGACCCAGACGUCGGCCCUGGAGGACUCGUCAAAUACUCCUUGUCCAAUGAUUUCAACGGCACGUUUGAGAUAGAUGCUCUGAGUGGAGUGUUGAGGAUCAGGAAGGAGCUGGACUUUGAGAAGCAACAGUUUUAUAACCUCACCUUGCUGGCCGAGGACAGGGGAAAGCCCACACGCAGCAGUCAGACGUAUGUGGAGGUGGAGCUGCUGGACGUGGACGAGAAUUUGUACGCUCCGUACUUCCCCGACUUGGCCGUGAGAGGCUCGGUGAAGGAGAACUCUCGAGCGGGGACCAGCGUCCUGGCGCUCCACGCCAAGGAUGAGGACGGCGGGAGGGACGGUGCCUUGAAGUACUCCAUCCGAGGCGGCAGCGGCCUGGGCGCCUUCACCAUCGACGAGGACACAGGAGUGAUUUACACGUCAGGCGUCCUGGACUGCGAGAGCAAGGACUCCUAUUGGCUGAGGGUCUACGCCACAGACCGAGGGGUCUGGCCCCUGUCGGCGUCUGUGGAAGUCUUCAUUCAGGUGGAGGACGUGAACGACAACGCCCCCCUCACCUCGGACCCCAUCUACCACCCGGUGGUCCUGGAGAACUCGCCCAAGGACGUGUCGGUCAUCAGGAUCCAGGCACAGGAUCCCGACCUGAGCGCCACUCCCAGUCGUCUGAGCUACCGCAUCACCGCCGGCAACCCCCAGAACUUCUUCUACAUCAACCCCAAGACAGGUCUGAUCACGACGACGGCGAGGAAGCUGGACAGAGAGCAGCAGGCGGAACACUUCCUGGAGGUGACGGUCCUAGACGGGCCGGUGACCACCCGCCAGUCCACCGUGUGGGUGAUGGUGCACGUGGACGACGAGAACGACAACCCGCCCGUCUUCCCGGAGUCAACCUACCGCGUCAGCUUGCCCGAGCGGGACCGCAGCAGGCGCGGCGAGGCCGUCUACCGGGUCUUCGCGCACGACCGCGACCUGGGCGCCAACGCCAACGUCAGCUACAGCAUCGUGGACGGCAACGGCGACGAGACGUUCGGCAUCGACUCGCGCACCGCCACGGUGUCGUCCAAGAGGGCGGUGGCGGCGGGCAGCUACUACGUCCUCACCAUCAAAGCGGAGGACGGCGGCGACCCCCCGCUGUGGACCACGGUCAAGCUCCACGUGGAGUGGAUCGGCAGGCCGGCGCCCUCGCCGCUGCCCCUGCUGUUCACGCAGAGGUGCUACAACUUCACCGUGGCAGAGACGGCCGCCGUGGCCCAGCCUGUGGGGGCGGUGGCUGUGGGGCAGUCCGACACCCCCGUGUGGUUCAACAUCGUGGGCGGACGAGUGGCGAGAGAAAUGUUCUACAUUCCGCAGAACGCGUGCGGGAGAAACUGCUCGCUGGACACAGGAAGCUUCGACAUGCAGUUUGACCUCCAAGUGGGCGUGGGCACAGUGGUGGUGGCCAAGCCGCUGGACGCCGAGGCGCAGGCCGUGUACAACAUGACCGUGCAGGUGACCGACGGCACAAACGUCGCCACGACGCAGGUGUUCAUCCGGGUCCAAGACAGCAACGACAACCCUCCGGUCUUCUCUCAGCCGGCCUACGACAUUAGCGUCUCAGAGGAUGUCCCCGUGGACACGGAGCUGCUGCGUGUUCGAGCGUCGGACUUGGACGAGCGCAGUCGGCUCAGUUACUCCAUUUACAGCAGCGUGGACCCGGCCAGCAUGAGGCUGUUCCGGGUCAACCCGGGCACGGGCGUGGUGUACACGGCGGACCGGUUGGACUACGAGACUCGAACGCAGCACAUCCUCACCGUCAUGGUCAAGGACCAGGAGUUCCCAUUCAACCGAGACCUGGCUCGGAUCCUGGUGGCAGUGGAAGACGCCAACGACAACAUUCCCUACUUUACCAGCACCGUGUAUGACGCCGUGGUCUACGAGUCUUCUGUUGUGGGCUCGUCGGUGAUGCAAGUCACAGCUCUGGACAAAGACAACGGGAUAAACGGACAACUCACCUACACCAUACAAGCAGGUAACACUUGGGGGCUGUUUGCCAUAAAUAACAGCACAGGUCUAAUCUUCAUCGACAAGGAGCUGGAUAUCACCUCGGUGGGCUUUUACACGCUCACCGUGCGAGUCGUCGACAGCGGAUUUCCUCCACUAAUGGCCUUGUGCUCCGUCCGGGUCUCCUUGAUGCUCUCCGACUUGUCCAAGCCCAAAUUCUCCCAAGAGGAGUAUCAGGCCGAGAUCAUGGAGAACAGCACCGCCGGGGCUUACGUGACCGCAGUUCGCGCCGUGAGCCACUCGUCGCUCAUUUAUGACAUCACCAAGGGCAACGAGGAAAACUGCUUCUCUAUUAAUCACCACACCGGCAUCAUCAGCACACGCAGACUCUUUGAUUUUGAGAAAACGCCGUCCUACUUACUGAUGGUCCGUGCUUUAAGCAUGGCGGGCGUGGAGGCCAGCGCCACAGUCGUCGUGCAGGUGGGGGACAUCAACGAUAAUGCACCUGUCUUCCGACAAUUAAGGUACGUGGGGGUGAUCAGUGAGGCGGCCCCACUCAACAGCGUGGUUCUGGCGGACGAUGGCAACCCUCUGGUGAUCCAGGCGAUCGACGAAGACCGCAAUCACAACGCCCUGCUGGUAUUCCAGAUUAUAGACGAGACCGCUCGCAUGUUCUUCAGCGUGGACCCUGGGACUGGUUCGAUCCGGACGAUUGCCAGUGUGGAUUAUGAGACCUUCCCUGAGUUUAUUUUCAGGGUUCAUGUCAGAGACAGCGGACAGCCUUCAAAAAGUGCUGACAGCCCUGCUGAAGUCGUCAUAAAGGUCAUCAAUAUCAACGACUCACCCCCAAAGUUCUCUCAGGACAUGUAUGAGACCAUCCUUCUCCUGCCUACCUACGUGGGAGUCGAGGUCCUACGGGUUGACGCGUAUGACCCGGACAUGAUUUUGGACUCUGACAAGUCCCCCACUCCUCAGCUGGUUUACUCCUUGGUGGACCGAAACCUGGAGCACUUCACAGUGGACCGCAGCAGCGGGGUUGUAACGGUUAUCAAUCAGAACCUCAGCAGGGACCGCUAUCGAUUCAACUUGAAGGUUUGGGAUGGCCGUUUCUCUAGCGUGACGUUGGUCACGGUGCUUGUCCGCCAAGCCGUCAACAGCGGCCUUUCCUUCACCUCCCCGCUCUACUCCGCCUCCGUUCGAGAGAACACUCGGAACCUGACCACACUCGCCGUGGUGAACGCCGUUGGCCACCGCCUUAAUGAACCACUCAGGUUCUCGCUGCUUAACCCUGGCGGUCUUUUCACCAUCCGGCCGACGUGUGGUGCGCUGCUAACCGCCGGAGUCCCCUUUGACCGCGAGGAGCGGGACAGUUAUGAGCUGGUCGUAGAGGUCCGUAAAGAGGACGAGGUACUAAAGGUGGCAAGGGUCAACGUCAGAGUGCAGAUUGAAGACGACAACGACAAUGCCCCAGAGUUUGUGAACCUCCCUUACUACGCCACAGUACAGGUGGAAGCAGAACCCGGGUUGUCUAUUUUCAGGGUGUCGUCCACUGACCGAGACUUGGGCGUAAACGGGCAGGUGACCUACAGCCUCAAAGAGCCACACAGAAACUUCCAGGUGAAUCCUGUGACAGGUGAGCUGAUGUUAAAGAGGGUGUUUGAAGCGGACUUGUCGAAUGCAGAGUACAAGGUGGUCAUCGUGGCUGCGGAUGGUGGCGCCCCCUCCCUGUCCAGCGAGGUGGAGCUUCCAAUCACGGUGCUCAAUAAAGCCAUGCCAGUGUUCGACAAGCCCUUCUACGGCGUCACGGUCCCGGAGGACAUCGCCGUGUCGACCUCGCUCCUGAGCGUCAACGCCACCAGCCCCACCGGCCAAGGCAUCAUCUUCACCCUCGCAGGCGGCGACCCUUCGCUCCAGUUCGACAUCGGCUUCGACACGGGCGUCAUCAGCGUGCUCUACCCUCUGGACUACGAGACCACGCAGUACUACCGCCUCACCGCCAGGGCCACCGACACACUGACGGGGGCCAAGUCCGAGGUGGACGUGGACGUCGUCGUGCUCGACGUCAACGACAACCCGCCGUUGUUCCAGAAGCCCUCGUACUCGGCCGUGCUGGCUGAGAACGCCAUGAUUGGAACCAGCGUCUUGCAGGUGUCCGCUCAGGACCAGGACUCCGACAAGAACUCGGCAGUGAGCUACCAGAUCGUACCGGACCUCAACAACAGCACGGACUACUUCCACAUGGAACGGGACGGCGGCCUGGUGUUCACGGCGCGCCUGGUGGACUACGAGCUGGCGCAGCGCUUCAACUUCAUCGUCAGGGCGACGGACAGCGGCGACCCCGCCCUCAGCAGCGACGUCAGCGUGGCGGUGGCGGUCUCCGACACCAACGACAACCCGCCCAACUUCGGCCAGUCGCUCUACGAGGCGUUCGUCAGCGAGCUGGCCCCCCGGGGACACUUUGUGACCUGCGUCCAGGCCUCGGACGCCGACAUGGGCGACGCCCAGAAGCUGAGGUACAGCAUCCUGUCCGGGAACGAGAGGAUGGCGUUCAGCAUGGAGGCGGAGUCUGGCGUGCUGCGUUUGUCUAACAAGAGACGACAAGGCAUGAAGCUCUUCCAUCAGCUCAACGUCUCCGUGUCAGACGGCGUCUUCACCAACACGGCGCAGGUAGUGGUCCGUGUCCUGGGAGCCAACCUCUACAGUCCGGUCUUCAGCCAGAGGUUCUACUUGGCAGAGGUCCGCGAGAACGCCCCGCCGAGGUCAAAGGUCAUCCAGGUCCGAGCCACGGACGAGGACUCGGGGCUGUUCGGCCAGAUCACGUACUCCUUUGUCAACGACUUUGGGAAAAGUCGCUUCGUGGUCGACGCCGACGGUCUCAUUUCCACUGCCCUGAAACUGGACCGGGAGGACCCUGAGAACAAGGACAUGGUGCUGACCGUCAUGGCGCUGGACGGUGGAGGACGUGCUUCCUUCUGCACGGUGCGAGUGGUCCUGGCCGACGAGAACGACAACGCGCCUCGGUUCAGGGCGGUGGAGUACCGCAUGAGCGUCAAAGCCAACGCCGGCAAAGGUUCCCUGGUCACACAAAUCCAGGCCAGCGACCCGGAUGGCGGCGCCAACGGGAGGAUCGUCUACUCCCUCUACAGCGAGGCACGCUUGUCCCUGGUGGACGUUCUGGAGGCGAGUGGGCCGGGAGUUAUCUGCGAGCCGGACUUGACGGUCCUGAACACGUGGUCCCCAUUGUGCGUCCAGGUGGAGUCCGACAGCGGCUGGAUGAUGACCAAGAGUACCAUGGACCACCUGCAGGGGACGGUGUUGUCCUUCUUCGUCAAAGCCACAGACUGCGGCUCGCCGGCCAAACACUCGCUGGUGUCGGCUUUCAUCCACGUGGUUCCGCCGGACGCCUACAUCCCGUCUUUCAGCCAGCCGCAGUACUCCUUCACCAUCCCAGAGGACACGGCGGUGGGGACGGCGCUGGGCUCAGUCUACAUGGGCCUCGGGCAGACCGGAUCCUUCGCCGCCGUCGGUGGGGAGACGCCGGACAGCAACCACGGGGGCACCUUCCUGGUGGAGGGCGACACCGGCCUGAUCCGCCUGGUCAAGCCCUUGGACUACGAACAGAUCGGCAUUUACCGCUUCAAAGUGGCCGCCGCCACCAGGAGAGACCUCAUCGAGUCCAUCGCCAGUGUGGACCUGGAGGUCAAGGUCUUGGACGUGAACGACAACAAGCCAGUGUUUGAGACUGAAACCUACGUUGUCACGGUGAUGGAGGGGAUGCCGGUGGGGACCAGAGUGGUCCAAGUGCGGGCCAUAGACCCAGACUGGGGCUCCAACGGCCAAGUCACCUACAGUCUCGGCCCGCUUCUUACCAACAACCGGGACCGGGGUGGAGACCUCCGGACCGCCGGGACCGGCGCCACAGCUUCCGCGUUUGCGGUGGACAGUAAAACGGGCUGGAUCACCACCACCGGCCCCGUGGACCACGAGGCCUGUUCCAGCUACAGUUUCCAGGUGCUGGCCUCUGACCUGGGCGAGACCGGCUCCCAGUCCUCCAGCGCCGUGGUCACCGUCACCGUGUCAGACGUCAACGACAACCCGCCGCACUUCGAGAGGCAGCUGUACCGCGGCGCCGUCAAGGAGAGCGACCCCCUUGGCGAGGUGGUGGCCGUGCUGAAGACCAGGGACGGAGACGGCACGGACCAGAACCGCCUGGUCAACUUAUACAUCACAGGGGGGAACCCGCGGGGCGUCUUCGGCCUGGCGCUGGUGCAGGGCGAGUGGAAGGUGUACGUCGGCGGGCCGCUGGACCGCGAGCGACAGGACUGGUACCUUCUCAACAUCACCGCCAGCGACGGGCUGUACGUGGCGCGCACCGCCGUGGAAGUGACCGUCAUGGACGCCAACGACAACAGUCCCGUCUGCAACCAGGCCGUGUAUACCGCCUCUUUCCCUGAGGACAUCGGUCCGAACAAGGGUGUGCUGACCGUGGGAGCGACAGAUGCUGACUCAGGCUCCAGUGCGGAGAUCCAAUACUCGCUCUUUGGCAUCGGCGUGGAAGACUUCUACAUGGACGCCAACACGGGCGAGCUGCGCACGGCGGCGCCCGUGGACCGCGAGACCAAGCCCGCCUACAAGCUCAUCGCCCAGGCGACGGACGGAGGCGGACUCUUCUGCCGCGCCGACGUCUCCCUCAGGGUCUUGGACGUGAACGACAACCCGCCCUCGUUCCCGUCCUCGCGCUACGCGGCGAGCGUGUACGAGAACGCCGCCCCCAACACCCUCCUCACGCGGCUGCAGGCCAGCGACCCCGACGAAGGCCUCAACCGGACCGUGGUCUACUCCCUGCUGGACUCGGCAGACGGCUUCUUCUCCAUCGACCCGGUUUCCGGCGUGGUGGUCCUGGAGAGGACCCUGGACCGGGAGAGCCAGGACUCCUAUCGGCUGCGAGUACGGGCCAGCGACCAAGCCGGGCUGCAGGGGGCGCUGUUUUCUCAGGUGGACUUGACCGUCCUGGUCUUGGACGUCAACGACAACGCCCCGGUAUUCCAGAGACGGGACUACACCGUGACCGUCCCCGAGGACGUGGCGGUGGGGACCGAGGUCCUCCGAGUGCUGGCGACGAGCGCCGACAUCGGCCCCAACGCCGACAUCGCCUACAGGAUCCGCUCGGGCAACGAGUUGGCCAAGUUCUCCAUCGACCGGAUCCUCGGGUCCAUUUUCGUGACGGACGACUUGGACUUCGAGGUGUGCAAGGACUACUACCUGACGGUGGAGGCCUGGGACGGCGGAAGCCCUCCGCUCAGCGCCGCCACCAUGGUGAGCGUCCAGCUGAUGGACGUCAACGACAACGCCCCGGCUUUCAGUCAGGAGGUCUACAACGUCCUGGUGGGCGAGGACGCGGCGGUGGGACAGUCCAUAACCAAGGUGCUGGCAGAGGACCUGGACAGUCGAGUCAACGGACGCAUCACCUACUCCAUCCUCAAAGGCGACCGCGCUAACCACUUCUGGAUCGACCCGGUGACGGGACUCCUCAAAGUCAAUAAGCGUCUGGACCGAGAACUGGUGUCGCGGUACACCCUGUCCGUGCAAGCCUUCGACAGCGGCUCCCCCGCCAUGUCCUCCAGCGUCAGCGUCAACGUGGACGUGGCCGACAUCAACGACAACGCGCCCGUCUUCACGCCCCCCAACUCCACCGCCGUGGUCCAGCUGAGCCAGCCCCCCGGCAGCGUCCUCCUGCAGCUGUCCGUCAGCGACAAAGACUCCCCCAGGAACGGCCCCCCCUUCCAGUUCCGCCUGCUUGCCGGAAACGAGGGCGGGUUCUUCACUUUGGACCAAACCGGAACGCUCAGGUCCGAUGGCGUCUUCGGGCCCGAGUCCCCGAGGGAGUUCACCCUGGAAGUCCAGGCCCGGGACUCCGGCAGACCUCCUCUGGCGUCGUCCUCCUGGAUCUUCCUGCGCGUGGUCGGCAACAGUCAGUACAAACCCGCCGCCUCGUCCUUGGAGGUCAUGGUCGUCACGGCGACCGGCACCUUCCAGGGCGGCCUGAUCGGUCGCAUCCACGCCACGGACCGGGACGCCAACGACGUGCUGACCUUUACCCAGAAGCCCCAGCCCGGCGCCAUGUUCAGCAUCCACAGACGAGACGGCAGCGUCUCGGCUCUCCCAGGCUUGGAGCCCGGCAGGUACCAGAUGAACGCCACAGUCAGCGACGGACGCUUCGCGGUGGUCGCGGGCGUUUCCGUGCAGGUGGAACAGGUGACCGAGGUUUUGUUGCGCAGCGCGGUCGCCUUGAGGUUCAGGUCCAUGUCCCCCGAGGACCUGCUGGGCCGCCACCUGGGUCAGAUCAAAGCGGCGCUGCGGACGCUGGCGGGCUGGCGAUGGUCGGCGGGGCAACAGGACCCGCUUCACAUCCUGGGCGUGCAGCCGGCGGAGGGCGGGUCCGACGUGGACCUCCUCGUGGCCGUGGAGCGACCCGAGACGGCCGGCGCCGGGCGGAGGGGAGGCUUCUACUCGCCGUCGGAGGUGGCCGCCGAGCUGAAGGAGGCGGCGGCGAGGGGGCAGCUGCGGGGGGUCCUGGCCGGGGCGGCGGCGGUGGGCGGCGCCUGCUCGGGGACGCUGGCGUGCGGGGACAAGACGUGCCAGCAGGUGACGGCCGUGGACGCCGGCUCCACGCUCGCCUACAGCACGGAGAAAGUCAGCUUGGUGGCGCCGCGGUUCAGGCGGGUGGAGACCUGCACCUGUCUUGGUGGGACAUGCUCCGCCCCCGUGGAGCUCUGCCAGGGCCAGUCCUGUCCUGCAGACAUGCGCUGUGUUCGCACCGGACCCACGGCGCCACCUGUCUGCCAGUGUCUGCCUGAGCACCUGGACCAGUGUGCAGGCCAAAGCUCGCUGAGUUUCUCGGGCAGCAGCUACGUGAAGUACAAAGUGACGGAGGGCGACCAGAGCGGCGAGAUGAGGCUGAGCCUGAGGGUCCGCACGCUGCAGCCCAGGGGGGUCAUCAUGUUCGCCAGGGUCAACCCCUGCACCAUGUUGAAGAUCGAAGGAGGGCGCCUGUGGUUCCAGCUGGACUGCGACAACACGCUCGGCAUCAUGGGGAUCUCCGGCCGGCAGGUCGACGACGGCCUCUGGCACGCCGUGGCCUUGGAGCUGACGCGGAACUACACCCUCCUCUCGCUGGACGACAGCUACGUGGAGCGGCGGCGGGCGGCCACGGCGCCGGCCCGACUCUGGCCCGUGGCGCCGGAGUCCUCCUUCUUCUUCGGGGCGCAGGUGAGGCCCCAGACCGGCGAGGCGGCGCCCGGGGUCCAAGAUGGCUUCCAGGGCUGCCUGAGCUCGCUGACGCUCAACGGCAGGGAGCUUCCUCUCCAGAACAAACGCAGCCGCUACGCUCAGAUCGCCGGGCUGAGCCAGGUCAAGGCGGGCUGCGUCCUCCACCCGGACCCCUGCGUCACCACACCCUGCCUCAACGGGGGCGUGUGCGGCGGUCUGCCCAACGGAGCUUUCACCUGCACCUGCGGCGCCGGCUUCACCGGGGGGCGCUGUGAGCUCCGAGUGACGCCCUGCAGCCCCGGUCCUUGUCAGAACGGGGGCGAGUGCCAGGCCGUGGGCGGCGGCUUCGUCUGCAGCUGUCCACCCGGACUCGGGGGGCUCAGGUGUGACCAGGACGUGGACGAGUGUGAGCGGGCCGAGUGUCGCAACAACGGCGAAUGCGUCAACACGCCGGGGUCUUUCUACUGCAACUGCACGUCUGGAUAUGAGGGGCGGCUCUGCGGCGCCAACCAUGAUGAUGAUGAUGAUGCAGGCGGCGACACGCAGGCGGAGCCUCUGUCCUACGUCGGGCCCGGCGAAAUCAUCGGCAUUGGCGUCCUCGCCUUCGUCAUCCUCCUCCUCCUCGUUCUCUUCCUCAUCUUCAGGAAAAAGAUCCAGUUCCGGAAGGAUUCGGCGGCGGGGGGGGAGGGGCCCUCGGGGGGCGCGGCGGGCGUGUCGGCCAUCACGGAGACCAGCUACAUGCUGCGCAAGACGGGCAUGGGCGCCGAGGGCAUCGAGUUCAAGGCGGUGCGCGUGUCGGGGUCGCCCGGGCAAACGGGCGGCGACGGCGUGACGGGACCCCCGCAGGUGACGGUGCGGCCCAACGCCCACCAGAGCACAGACGGGGACGACGGCGCCUGCGGCGAAGGCAGUCGGCUGAGCUUCCUCGCCGACAUGAGGGCCAACAGGAGGGGCGUGGCCGUGUGCAGCGUGGCCCCCAACCUGCCCCCUACUGGCCGCCCCCAGCACAGCCCCGCCCACAAGGUGUCCUGGGAGGGCGGGGCUGCCGAGAGGAGGCGGGACAACGACUGGGGGCACCGGGCCUUCGAGAUGGAGAGGCCGGACGGGGGCCACGGCGCUCCGCAGGGUGAGCCGACACACCUAGAAAGCGACGCGAUCGGUCUGUCGUCGGACUCGGCGUCGGAGGAUCUCAGCUCGUACACCUCAGAGUCCUUUGACGAUAACGGUACGUAAACAGAGGAACCGCCAUUUACGAACUCAAUCGGUUCUUGAGCAGGGUUCGUAAAUAAAAAGCUUGUAUGGUUAAGCACAUUUCCUCAUUAGAAACAAUAUGAAUAAUUGGUUUCAGCCUUGCCAAAAGUCCAUGUUUUAGUGAUGGCUU
Nerophis ophidion (straightnose pipefish) is the source of this 13529-nucleotide messenger RNA. RefSeq names its product protocadherin Fat 3-like. Gene Ontology annotation, cellular component: plasma membrane; catenin complex. The record is from RefSeq and is a predicted model, not a curated record. NCBI's taxonomy places the organism in Eukaryota, Metazoa, Chordata, Actinopteri, Syngnathiformes, Syngnathidae. The transcript has 46 exons. Gene Ontology annotation, biological process: homophilic cell-cell adhesion. Gene Ontology annotation, molecular function: cadherin binding; calcium ion binding. The coding region runs from base 11 to 13381 and encodes 4456 amino acids.